This is a messenger RNA of Hippopotamus amphibius kiboko, 330 nucleotides long. RefSeq names its product NADH dehydrogenase [ubiquinone] flavoprotein 3, mitochondrial-like. Gene Ontology annotation, biological process: mitochondrial ATP synthesis coupled electron transport. The transcript has a single exon. NCBI's taxonomy places the organism in Eukaryota, Metazoa, Chordata, Mammalia, Artiodactyla, Hippopotamidae. Gene Ontology annotation, cellular component: mitochondrion. The record is from RefSeq and is a predicted model, not a curated record. Bases 1 to 330 code for a protein of 109 amino acids.
AUGGUGGCCUCACUUUUGCUGUGGCAAGGACGAGCCAGGGUGCUGAAGGCUGUGCUCCUAGAAGCAGGAGUGUUUCAAGGACUUGCUUCUACAGUUUCUCUCUCUGCAGAAUCAGCAAAGAAUGAGAAAGGAUUGCCACUGAAUCCCAAGAAGCAAAGUCCACCAAAAAAGCCUGCGCCAGCCGCCCCCACUGAGCUGUUUGACCACACCACCUACGAGAAUCUCCGGCAUCAUGAGUACAGCAUGCAUACCUUCUUAGACCUAAACCUGGAGCUCUUGAAGUUCAGGAUGCCUCAGCCCUCUUCAGGACGAGGGUCACCUUGCCACUGA